This is a messenger RNA of Grus americana (Whooping crane), 3087 nucleotides long. RefSeq names its product PICALM interacting mitotic regulator (gene PIMREG). The record is from RefSeq and is a predicted model, not a curated record. NCBI's taxonomy places the organism in Eukaryota, Metazoa, Chordata, Aves, Gruiformes, Gruidae. Bases 111 to 956 code for a protein of 281 amino acids. The transcript is spliced from 5 exons.
GCGCCGUUCAAACGCGGCGGCGGAGGCGCAAGGGCGCUCGUGUUGGGUGGCGGCAGGUCGGUCCCGGUCUCGCCUGUAGCUAAAUAAAGUUGACCAAGAACUGGAACAAGAUGGUAUCUGUGCUCCAAAAUGUCAAGACAACAAUGGCCUGGCGGAAACACCAGCUCCUAGCUGACUUUGAUGAGAAUGACAGCCCUGUGCCUGACAAAUUCAAGAGAAGGGCUUCUUUGAGUUCUCUCAAUACUAUCCGCAUGUCUCUAAGGAAGCGAGUACCAUUAAAGCAAGUAGAACUGAAUUUUCGUAAGACCCCAACUUGGGAAAGUCUGGAAGCAAGACAGAAGUGCCAAACUCUUCAGAGUAUUAAAAGAACAGCAAAAAAUGCUUUUGGAACAAUGUCCCAGAAAAUACAGAAGUCUUGCCAAAGCCCAGUACACUCAAUGGUGACCCUUCCAGCUGAAUCCAUCAGCAGAAGCUGUGCAACCAGUUCUACUGAGAAAAGUACUACACCUCGAACCCCUUGCCAUAAGAAGAAAAUAACUCCAGCAGCCAGUUCCAAAGGCACCCCAAGAUCCAGCAAAAAAGCCUUGCUUGGGCCAACAAGGGUGUCAGAACAUAGAGAAUGGAGGGGUUUCUCAUCCUGGCUUGGUAAAGAUGCUGUCUCUCUCCGGAGAUCAAGAAGAGCAGCAGCACUGAAGAGCCCUUAUUCAUCACCUGCUUCUGCCAGCAGAAAGAUAGAGUUUGACUGCGACUUGGAGCUGGUCUCCUCAGGGAUUUGCCAACUGAAGGAUAUCUCCCAGGCAUUUGAUGAUGCCAUUGUGCAAGAGGAGAGGCAACAUGCAACGUCAAACUACUCCUACCUAAUGGCACAAAACUUACAGUCUGCGCGUCGAUCUUGGAAACUUUCUCAAGCUGUCGGAAGGCGAGCAAAGAAACUCCAUCGAGCACUUGCUACCUAGACAGAGACAGCUGUAACUAUUGUUAGCUUGUGAUCAUAUAUAAAGGAGAGCUCUGUGUAGCACUUGAAAGGGUGCACUCUAUACACUGAACAAGCCAUUAUAUUUUCUAAUCUUUCUUGACAAAGCAGCUCAGGACUUCCCUUCCCUUGCUAUCUCUUUUCAAAUUAACAGGAGAAUCAAAAUUGUACCACGGUGUAUUCUUUCCUGCUGAGACGAGGGACCAUCUGGACUGUGACUUUCAAAAGGCAGUGAGUACUUUGAAACUGAUGUUGAACUGACCAGUAGGAAUGGCCGGAGCAAGGGCCACAGACAUACGAAGGGUGAUCAUAGGUAAUAGUAGUAUUUAGACGUGUAUCCAAUUGCCAUGAAUUUUAGUAUGAGUACUUUGCAUACUAAAAGUACUGGUCUGUUAUUUUGAAAGCCUAACAUUUUUUUCUGUAUAUGAACAACCCAAAAAUUAAGCAUCAUGUUUUUAACUGGAAGUUAAUGAAACAGUAGUGGCUUGUUUGAGUUUUGAUGGCAAAUGGCGUUCCAAGGCAACAGGUUUCUGUGGAUUCACUCAUGCCACAAGAGAGGAGCCAGAUUAGUACUCUAAUUCACGGCCUUAAGGAUUGCUAUUAGAUUAGCCUAACUAAUCCUAUCUUAAGUAGUAGGGUUCCAGACAGGCAACUUUAUGUCAUUUCUUGCUGCUGCUUUAAAUAGCAUUUUGGCAGUCAAAUUAAACAUUGUUUUUGUACUACAACCUCUGUUGUUUAGUUAUACACAGAAAUUGGUUUCUACAAUUAACGUAACCUCUUUCAACUACUUUUAUUAGCUAAUAUCACAGUGCAGGUAUUUUAUGUGAUGCAGUAUACUAAGCAUUUGAUACCUGUAUUUUGCUUCUACUUUUUUUAAAAAAGUAACAUUCAUUUGACAAGCCUUUUUUGGUAGGGGAUUCAGUUUAACAAAGUUUAGUCUUUAAAACUAAAGCAAAGAUUUCUCAAGCUCCUAGAAUUCAACACCAGGGCUGUUUUCCACGGCAGCAGCUUUGUGCAGGCUUUCAGAUUACAUUCACUCUAAGAUGAACCUUCAAACAAAAGAUUGAUUUGGGAAACUUUGCUCUACUUGAUAAUUUUUAAGAUGCACAUGUAAAUUAGUAAAACUACUAACAUUUUAAUGGUAUUAAGUAUAAAUAUGGGAAGCAGUCAUGUUCAAUUCUGAUUUAUGUGUAAGUAUUGCUCCCGAUUUUUCUUUUUAAACUGGACUGUUUUAAAAUAUUGAAACAGUUAAUGAGGCCUGGAAACAUGAAAACAACCCUGACUUCCAGGCUUUCAGAUUUUAUCCACCUUUCUCUAUGGAACAAUAGCUUGAAGUUAUUCUUUGCAUGUACUGAAACUACUUCUAUAAAGCUUUCAUAAUGAUGGUAUCACAUUACUGGAACAUUUUCUUAUAUGACUUUUCAAAAGGAGGGAGAGUUGGAGUUUUGUGAAAAGUCAACCUCCAAUCUAAGUAUUAUUUCAGACAGUCAGAUGUAUUAAACAACCUCUAUUUACACUGUUUCCACUGGCUACUAGGACAUGUACAAUGAUGACCUAACAGUUCCCAUAUCACUAGUAAGAAAAAUCAGUGACACUGCUUAAAGGCAAGGAAGGUUUUAUUUAAGUGACUAAUCUGUUAUAAGAUUUUAAAAACCAGCUCACAUCAAAAUCUUUACCAGUUGUAGAAAUCUUACUCCUUAGUUCAUAUUAAGAAAUUCAUUAUUGUACAUUUUUGAAUCUUUACAAGGCAGCCAUAAGAAAUAUAAACAUUUGUCACCAGAUAGAACCUUCUCACUGACAAACAAUAUUUAAAAGUAUGCACUUAAUAAAACUAUAGACGGAAAGAACAUGUACAAUUUCAAGUUUCCUUGUAUGAAUUCAGUUGUAAGUGGACUGCCCCCUUCCCUCCCCCACAAAUAGAAAAAUAAGUUAUGCAGAAGGCUUGGGGUUCUGUGAGAGGACUGCCAUUCUGGGCCCUACACCAGUCCUCCCAGAAUAACCUUCUCUUUAAAGCUUGCAAUCUGUGAAUUAUGUUUCAACAUUGUAAUCUCUGGUAUACCAUCUCCCAGCAUGUCACAGUGAACUUGCCUCUCUCCCCCCCCCCCAAGUUCUGU